Messenger RNA from Pelagomonas calceolata, 876 nucleotides. Lineage: Eukaryota; Pelagophyceae; Pelagomonadales; Pelagomonadaceae. The record is from the annotation of a GenBank genome assembly.
AAAAGUCGGAAAAAAAAUUGCCAGGUUAUAGACAUACUAGGAUUUCAUUUGAGCUGCCAAAGCCGCGGUGACCCAAACGCGGUCCAUUUGUCACACCUGGCUUAGCGAGUUACGCCACGCACCCAUACGUGUAUCGCGUGCAGCACGACGUCGAAAUCCGCAGUGAUUUCGGCGCGAUAGCGGUGAUAUACGAGAUCCAGAGCUCCAGAGCUGGGCACCGGUACGACGUCGCAAUCACACGCAGCCAUCAUGGGGCUAGAGCUGGGCCCAAAGACGCUCUCCAGCCCAGCGCGGCGCUCGCGCGAGUCCAUCGACAAGGCCGAAAAAAUAUUGGCGCGCGUCCGGCGCGGGCGAGCUGCGGCCGCCGGCUCGCCGACGCCAGCGGCAUCGCCCUACCGAAACGUCCUGCGCGAACGCGUCGACACGCUGCACAAACGGCUGAGCGAGGGCGGCGCGCCGACGCCGGCGCCCGACGACGACGACGCCGCGACGCUGUCGCCGGGCGGCAAGCUGCGCGCGGAGCUGAGCCGGCGGGCGUCGGAGCGCGUGGCCGUCGCCGUGAGCGACAUGCGCCAAAAGCUGGCCGAACUCGACGGCGCAGCAGUCCCGGAGUCGGACGUCGCGCGCGCCGUCGGCGAGCUGUCGGCGGCGGUCAAGCGGCUGGGCGACGACCAGGCGCGGGCCCACGCUAUAGCGGCCGCGGACCGGCAACGGAUCCUCAAGGCGAGCCAAGCGGCGCUCUGGCGCUCGAACGUCGCCUUGUUUCUCAGCGCCCAGCUCUACGCGCUCGCACUCGGGGCGCUAUACUUUUCGCUCCCGGCGGGAUUCUUCGACGCGGGAGGUGUCGCGCUGACGUCAUAAGUACAAUAAUAGACA